Molecule: messenger RNA, 273 nt
Organism: Dentiscutata erythropus
Lineage: Eukaryota; Fungi; Glomeromycota; Glomeromycetes; Diversisporales; Gigasporaceae
Source: the annotation of a GenBank genome assembly
GUUUAUGGGUUUGUCAUCAUUGCCUUCUGCAGUUGAUACACUCGUUUCUUUUAUUGUUUGGCUUGAUUUAGUACACUCUUUCUCUAGUUGUGCAGAUACCUUGGUAGCAGUAUCAAGAGAGCAUUUGGAACGUCAGCUGCCAGAUCCAUCAAAGGAAUACAGAGUGAAGAGAGUUUAUAAGGCGCUUCUUAAGGAGCAUAGAAAAGAUAGAGGCAUUAUGUGUCUUGAUAAUUUUUCAGUUAUAUUUCUAUUAAAUGAAUUUUGGAACCUCUA